This is a messenger RNA of Acanthopagrus latus (yellowfin seabream), 2089 nucleotides long. It is a transcript of the gene fuz, whose product is annotated as fuzzy planar cell polarity protein. NCBI's taxonomy places the organism in Eukaryota, Metazoa, Chordata, Actinopteri, Spariformes, Sparidae. The coding region runs from base 298 to 1521 and encodes 407 amino acids. The transcript has 2 exons. The record is from RefSeq and is a predicted model, not a curated record. Gene Ontology annotation, biological process: non-motile cilium assembly; vesicle-mediated transport.
UCUUUUGUUAACCUAGCAUGUUCAACAACACAGGUAGCUAACAAAAGCGUGAAGCUUUGAGUGGAGCCCCUUCAUGACUGAUAUGUUUGCUCCGUUUUAUUCAUUUGUCUUGUUGUUUUUGUAUUCCGCCAUUUGUUGGAAAACGGUGUAUGCUAACGGCUCACCGUCGCUGUCGUAACGCUAAGUUAGAAGCAGUUUAACUGUUAGCUGGUUAUUUUUUGACUUUAAACAAUGAAGACCGACAACGUUAGUUGACGCUUUAGCUGAAUAACGAGCAUCAGCUAGCUCAAUCCCACGAUGAUGCUCCAGGGUGGAUCGACGCAGCUCCUCUGCCUCACAGCCAGCAGUGGGGUCCCUCUUUUCACAAGAGGCGCCUCCAAACAGCUGCCCUUCUCUGUCAUCGGCUCCCUCAAUGGUGUUCACAUGUUCGGGGGAGGUCAGGGAGUCUCGCUGUCCUCCUGUGAGACUGAAGGCGGGGGUAAGGUGGUGUGGAGAGUCUUCCAGGACAGCGUGAUGCUCAUCGCCGUGACUGGAGGCGGACAAGGAGACGCAGGUAGCAGCAAAGAGGAGGAGGUGCGUUUACAGCGCCUCCUGGAGAAUGUGUGGAACUGCAUGGUGCUGGUGUUGGGGCAGGAUGAACUGGCCAAUGUCAGGAAUGUGGAGAGGCUGAAGAGGGAUUUGCGGUCCUGCUUCAGCCUCAUUGAUCAACUGCUGGAGGAGAGGCAAGAGGGCAUCCUGGGUAACCUGACACACUGCGCUGAUUCACUGCUGCCCCCUAACCCAUCUCUCCUUCAGCAGGCCAUGGAUGGCUUUGCUCAGUCAGCAGACAGUGAAUUCGGCUGCCUCAUGGUUAAUGGGAGGAUAGCUGCUGCGACUGAGAAAUGGUGGCGUCUUGCACCGCAGGAGGGCAGCCCCACCGUGGCCCACCGCCUCCUCCGCUUCCAGCUGCUCCCAGGGGCGGAUGUGUGCGUGCUGUGCGGCCCGACACCUUCCCUGCACAGUGCCGAGAGUGGGCUGGUGGUUCGGUUCUGGACGCCCCUGGUGGAGACCCUGCGAGACUGCCUGGCUGUUGGAGAGCGCUGCCUACCAGGAUCUGUAUCCCUGCGCCCUGAUGUGCAGGCACUUCUUCUCAUCAACCGUGAAACGCGCCGCUCUGUCUCCUGUGUGCGGCGUCCCACUCACCACCCGCCUGGUGACCCUCCAUUACCCUCCAAGGCACGCUGCUGGGAGCUGAUGAAGCUCUUCUACAUCUUCAGCACGACACGCUACUUCACCCAGGAGGAGAGUGUGUGUCUCACCCCAGAGGAGAGGGCUGAGGGAGGCAAUAUCGAAGACUUCGCCCUUGGAUUCUCCCACCAGCCGCUGCAGUGCUAUCUAGUUACAGAUGAAUGCAAAAGCUUCGGACUUCAGACAGCACAACACCAGCUCUUCCUGCUUACCCCACUGUCAGUGCCCACCUUUGCCCUACGUACGGUGGCCACACAGACUCUAUCUGAUGUAGUUACAGCCACUGGGUUUUAACUGAACAAUUUACUUUUGUUAACAUCUUUAAUUUUUUGGUAAAUCCACCAUCUCUGACCUCAUUAUGUAUACAGUUGCAGAAGAACAGCGAUUCGCCUGUAAAGUGAACUGGCCACUGAUGUUGUGAUUAUUCUCAUACUUUUAUUGAUGACUGCAAAUACAUUUAAAUACAUGUUUACUAACCGGUCACUGUUAAGUAGAUCAGAAAAGGAUAAUCACUGCUAAUGGUCUCAGCAGGUAUUUAUACACAGCUACUGAUCGAGAAUGUGAUACUCUUGAAAAUGUCCCAGCAAAGUGAGCUGCUUUGAGCCUUGUUUUGCCUUCAAGAGAGAAGAGACUGGAGUAUUGUGCCGAACUUCACUAGCUUCACGGCUGUCCCUGUUCUAGUCAGGAAGGUUGAUUACUCUUACUGAAUACAUUAUCACUGGGAUUGCACAUAAAAAAUGUAUCAGAGAAUGAUGUGACAGUGUAACACUGGGAUAAAUAAGUGCCUCCUGUCUAUACAGAAAUGUUGAAAUUAUUUGUUUGUGCAUUUUACUCCUAAUUAUAGUUUGUUACUUUUAUGUGG